AUGUUUAAUAGAAAAGCAGCUCGUUUUGUAUACGUAGCGAUCUUUUUCGUGGCCAUUUAUUUUUUGGCCGUUGGUCCUUGGCGAGAAACAGCAAACUCAUUACGGCUGUCGUAUUCUCUGGGGAAUAAAGAGCAAGUUGUUGAAAAUCCCACCAGUGACGGUGGUAAUGUCAUUACGGACCAUAAUAUCCCUGCUGAACAGGCGCUAACUGAAAAUCCACCAACUGACAAGGAUUCUGAGCACUUGGCCGCUGAAAGGUUAGCGGCCGACAAACUAGCUGCCGAGAAGCUUGCUGCUGAAUCAACCACUAAAUCUGCUGCUAAGCAAGUUCAAACAGCUGUUAGUGGCAGUGGCAGUGAUAGUGCUAAUAACAAUGUGGCAUCUUCUCCAUUGACAUCGACUGAAGACGACAAGGCUCGUUAUGAACACAUUCACUCGUUGUUGCCCAUAUUUGAAAAGUACCGUCCUAAGAUGGAACCUCUUCAUAAAUACAAGGAUGACAAGGAAGCUCCUAAGAAAGCGUUCACCGAUACUAUACCUGUAUUCACAAAGGAAGAACUUGCUGACUAUCUCCAGGUUUCGAAAGAAGACAAGGACAUUUUGACCAAAUCGCAUCGUGACACUGUGGAACAUCUUCCAUCCAACUAUCCCAAGGGUCUUUUUAAAGGACAAGGUGUUGUGUUCACCUCUGGAGGCAAAUACUUGCCAAUUAUGGUGACAACUUUAAGAAUGCUGCGUCGUGUAUCACCAGUUAUACCUGUAGAAGUUUUCCUAGCAGACAAGGAAGAGUACGAACCUGAAAUCUGCGAGAAGCUUAUGCCCAUGCUAGGAGCAAGAUGUGUUGUCUUGGAGGAUGUCUACGGCAAGGAGUUUUUCAAAUCGUUUGAUAUCCAUUCAUACCAAUUGAAAGCUCUGUCUAUUUGGGCAUCGUCGUUCGAAGACGUCAUUUUCAUUGAUUCUGAUAAUGUACCUAUUCGCAAUGUGGAAGCAUCACUUCAGCAAGAACCUUAUUUGAGCACAGGUUACAUUGUCUGGCCCGAUUAUUGGUUCAGAACUACCUCGACGCAUUAUUACGAUAUUGCUGAUAUUGUAUUGGGUGAACGAGUGCGAGGUGACUUGUCGGUCACUGAUCCUAAGUUGAUCCCUCAAGCUGAUCUUAAGAAUGCACUUCCAGAUAAGAGUUCUGAAUCCGGACAAUUGAUGAUCUCCAAGUCCAAGCACUAUAAGAGUCUUCUUCUCACUGUCUACUACAAUCUCAAUGGCUUUACUGCCUACUACAAACUUUUCACCCAAGGUAGUGGUGGUGAAGGUGAUAAGGAAACAUUUUUGGCAGCAGCACUGGCGCUGGGCGAGCCUGUUUACCAGAUCCUUACCGACACAAGACCCACUGGAAGAUUUGAUCCAGAGGGUUUUGAAGGUGCAGGAAUGCUUCAGAUAGAUCCUUAUGAGGACUACAAAAAGCAUGUUCUCAAGACUAGUCCAAAAGAUGUUCAUGGUCGAAUUCUUUUUGUGCACUUUAACAUGUUCAAACUAAACAUCAGACUGUUAUUUUCAGACAAAGAGAAAGAAAAGUUCUCUUCUGACGACAAACGAGUGCGAUAUUGCGGAAAGCCCUCGGACAACACCGAAUGGUUUGACUAUCAAGACAUUGAGUUUUAUAUGUGGCGAGAAGUGUUAUGGACAGCAUGUGAAAUGCCAAAACUUGGCAUCAACUUCAAGGACUGGAAGGAUGUCGACAUGACCGAAAUGUGCAACAAAACCACCGCCCACUUCAAGUGGCUCGAGAAAACCCAUAACUCGUAG
This is a messenger RNA of Sugiyamaella lignohabitans, 1803 nucleotides long. It is a transcript of the gene MNN2, whose product is annotated as Mnn2p. The transcript has a single exon. Bases 1 to 1803 code for a protein of 600 amino acids. Gene Ontology annotation, biological process: mannan biosynthetic process. Gene Ontology annotation, molecular function: alpha-1,2-mannosyltransferase activity. Lineage: Eukaryota; Fungi; Ascomycota; Dipodascomycetes; Dipodascales; Trichomonascaceae. Gene Ontology annotation, cellular component: Golgi apparatus. The record is from RefSeq and is a predicted model, not a curated record.